AUGACGUUAAAAAGUUUAACAAGUAGUCGGAAAGUCGUCGAGAUAAUCAACAGGUAUGGGCAUUGUUGUAGUUAUCAUGUGGCUAAAGAGUUGGAAACAGAAACAACUUAUGCUUCUAGCCAGCGCUCAGCUACAUGUCCGGAAGGUAUUAUAAGAACAAAAGGAUUACAUACUGGUCUUGCUUUCGAUAAUUUUGAUGGAUUUGUUGAUACUUCGUCCGCAGAAAACGCAGCAGUAUUUGAUAAAGAAUUAUCAUUAGAUGUAGAUGAAGCUUCUGUGAAUUUUGGACCUGGUGAGAUUUGGGCAAGAGGUGGUCGAAAAAGAAGAAGAUCGCUUGAGGCGAUAAUUCCAAAUAUUCAGCCUUACAAUAAAUAA
Psylliodes chrysocephalus is the source of this 375-nucleotide messenger RNA. Lineage: Eukaryota; Metazoa; Arthropoda; Insecta; Coleoptera; Chrysomelidae. The record is from the annotation of a GenBank genome assembly.